Messenger RNA from Vitrella brassicaformis, 1868 nucleotides. The record is from the annotation of a GenBank genome assembly. Lineage: Eukaryota; Vitrellaceae.
AUGGGCGGGCAUCAGCAGCAUUACACUCACGGUCCGCCGUUCGGUGGGCGGGCCGGGCGUAUCAUGGAGGUGGAUGUGCAGCGGCGUGUGCUGGAACUGCGGUUGGGCGGAAUGAUGAUGGACGACGGACAGCUGGAGGAGUACUGCAGGUACCUCAGAGAGAGAGGGGAGGUUAGAUGAGGAUGCGCGGCAAGACGCAUCUGGUUGCAUGUGGUGUGGAUGUGUGGGUGUGUGUAGGUGGAUAUCGUCUCAUCUGAACAAUGUACGGACUGAGUUCCGGCUGGAUGUGAUGGACGCCAUCAUAGCGACGGUAGAUGUGUCGAGCAACAAGAUCACGGACGCCGGCGUCAAGAGACUCACGGUGCGUCGGUGGGUGUGUGCUUGCGGGCGGAUGCAUGUGUGUGCAUUCGUUGUGUGGGGCAGGAUAUGUUUGACAAGUGGCGCAUCCACGCCCGUGUGCUCAAGCUGUUCAAGAACAGGAUCACCGAUGCUGGUACGAGGUCUCUCAUACACACACACAUCUAUCGAAAGGAUUCAUGACUCGUGCGCGCAUGUGUAUGAGUGCAUUUGCAGGUGCUAAGAUGCUGGCCGAGUACGUCUGGAUGAACCCCUCGCCCAUCUGCGAGGUCCACCUCUCACACAACCAACUCACUGGUGCGACCACACACAAUGGCAACACACACACGCACCCCUCUUAUGCGCGUGUACACAUUCGCCUGUCUGCCUGUCCACGUUAAUUCAGAGGACGGCAUGAAGAUCAUCAUGGAUACGUUCCGCAAGCACGACGCUUACCCGGGCUACAUGCAACUCAACGACAAGUGAGUUUCUCACAACCACACACACCACCACACCACACCACACACAAUACAUGCACAUCUGAGUUGGGGUGGGAUCUGCCACUCAGGUUUGACAUAGUGGGCCGCCGCCAGGCUCUCAAGGACGGCAGUGCCAACGGCGCCCGCAGAUGGAUUCCCGUGUGGCUCCGCCUCGAGAACAACCAGCCGCGCGACGUAUUCUCGGGUACGCAAUGCAUAUCUGCGUAUCUGCGUAUGAAUGAUGUAUUGUCAGUGUUGGAUUGGAUGGACCGCAAUGGUGUGACGUACUGCCUGGUGGGGCAGGAGCGCCUCUGCAACGCCUACAAGUGCCACAAGAGCGGAAACACGCGACAGCAAGGUACCCCAGCCCGACACACACACUCCCACACACAAACACUGUAUUCGCGUUCCAUCCACCCAUCAGAUAUCAAGAUUCACCUCGCCAAGGCGUUGUUCCCCGACCUGGAGAGCCGUGGACGCACUCGCGGCCCCCGCUACACUCCCUCCCGCAUCCAGCAGCCCGCAUACGUGCCCAAACCUGCUCCGGCGCCCUCGGCAUCGGCCUCGCCGUCCUCAUCUCCGUCGACCGCCCACACGCCGACCGCCCAGCGGUCGCCCCCUGCUGCCAUGGCUAUGGCCACGCGCGACUCGACGUCGUGCAACACGCCCGAGCCCGAGUGGCACCACAUCGUCAUGGAGGAGACCGACAAGGACGACACACACGAGGAGCAAGGGGAGGGCGCCAAGGACAACACCAACACACACAAGAAGGAGGCCCGUGAUAGCGGUGCGUGAGCAUCACAAGGAGGGGGAGAGAUGGAUGGAUGGAUGGACUAAUCGACACUCGUGUGUGUGUGUGUGUUGUGUGGUGUGUUUCGUGUAGGUGAGUCUGGUGAGACAACUGAGGAGGUCAUGGCUGCUCAGGAGGAGGGACACGAUGGCCAUGGCGAUGAGGACGAUGGUGCUGGUGAUUUCGGUGUCCACGACGACACCGAAAUCAGCAACAACGACGACACCACCGCUGCCGCAGUAGACGACAAUGGCACCGAGUAG